AUGCCCAUCUCUACCACUAAUCUAAAUACCAUUGGCCUAGGUGUUGCCGCAUUGUUUGCGGGUUUCAGCAUCAUUGGUAUCGCGAAUCCUCGGAAAGUCGAUGACCUCUUUGGCGUCACCCACGAAAGCUCACUCAACACCGCCGAGGCGGGGGGAGCUACCGCUGCGGCGACCAGAACAAUCGACUAUACAACACUCGGUGUACUGGUCUGUGGGCGAGACUUGACCAUCGCCGUCGCAAUCUAUUGCCUUGGCCGAGCAGGCAGAAAUAAGGAAAUGGGCACCGUGAUCCUGAGCACCAUGUGUGUCGCCAUUCUGGAUAUUUGGCUUGCGUGGAGGAACAAGAAAUACCCCGAGGCAUUGGUGGCCUCACUCGGAACUGUCGCAGUCGCCAUGGUUGGUGUCAAGUUGCGAGGAUGA
Akanthomyces muscarius is the source of this 420-nucleotide messenger RNA. RefSeq lists its product as uncharacterized. Bases 1 to 420 code for a protein of 139 amino acids. NCBI's taxonomy places the organism in Eukaryota, Fungi, Ascomycota, Sordariomycetes, Hypocreales, Cordycipitaceae. The transcript has 2 exons. The record is from RefSeq and is a predicted model, not a curated record.